Molecule: messenger RNA, 933 nt
Organism: Coffea arabica (coffee)
Lineage: Eukaryota; Viridiplantae; Streptophyta; Magnoliopsida; Gentianales; Rubiaceae
Source: RefSeq, a predicted model, not a curated record
AUGGUCUAUGAGAACAUCAUUGAUGCAACAGAAAAUUUUGACCCCAAGUAUUGCAUUGGAGUGGGAGGAUGUGGAAGGGUUUUUAGAGCAGAGCUGCCAAAUGGUCAAGUUGUUGCUGUCAAGAAACUUCAUGCAACAGAUGGUGAUGCCUUGAGGAGGUUGAAAGAUUUCACCAAUGAGAUCCAGGCGCUAACAAAUAUUAGGCAUCGUAACAUUGUGGAGCUCUAUGGCUUCUGUUCACAUACACAACACACUUUCUUGGUGUAUGAAUUCUUGAAAGGUGGAAGCUUGAUGCAGUUAUUGAGCAAUGAUGAAACAGCAUCCAUGUUCGAUUGGAUCAAGAGGGUAAACAUUGUCAAAGAUGUGGCAAAAGCAUUGUCCUACAUUCAUCAAGAUUGUUUGCCUUCUAUAGUUCAUCGAGAUAUAUCUAGCAAAAACAUUCUGUUAGAUUCCAAGUAUCAAGCUCACAUCUCUGACUUUGGUACUGCAAGACUCAUCAGGCCUGAUUCAUCUUGUUGGACGUCAUUUGCAGGAACUUAUGGAUAUGCUGCUCCAGAACUUGCUUAUACCUUGGAAGUAAAUGAAAAAUGUGAUGUUUAUAGUUUUGGAGGAUUGGCUUUAGAAGUGAUCAUGGGCAAGCAUCCAGGUGAUUUCAUAUCAGCACCAUUAUCAACAGCAUAUAAUGUAUUACUGAAAGAUCUUGUGGACCCUCGACUUUCUUUUUCAAGUAAUCAAGAGUCAAAACAAUUGGUGUUGGUGGCAAAGCUGACAUUGUCAUGUAUAAAACCAAAUCCCCAGUUAAGGCCAACCAUGAAACAAGUGUCUGUCCAACUAUUGAAGGAAACACCAUCUCAAUUCGACAUAUUCCCAAUGGUCACAAUCGGACAACUUCUUGAUCUGAAAAUCAUGAAUUUUAGAGCUUCUGCGUCUUGA